AUGCAUUCUCCACCCCGAAAGCUGACGGCAGAAGACCAGGAGGCCUGGCGGAUCCCACCUCCCGUGUCGAACUGGAAGAAUCCCAAGGGUUACACAGUCCCGCUGGACAAGCGUCUAGCUGCGGACGGUCGGGGACUACAGGAUGUUACGAUCAACGACAAGUUCGCCCAGUUCGCCGAGGCCCUGUUUACCGCGGACCGACAUGCCCGCGAGGAGGUACGACUGCGUGCACAGAUGCAGCAGAAGCUGGCAGAGAAGGAGAAGGCUCAGAAGGAGGAGCACCUCCGCACCCUGGCGCAGAAGGCCCGCGAGGAGCGAGCCGCAAGCAGCCGUCGCGAUUCUCGUGCGCGGUCACGCUCGCGCAGUCUUAGCCGCAGUCCGUCCGCUUACUCCUCGCGGUCUGCCACGCCCGUCGAGGACGAGGAAGCGGCCCGGGAGCGCGAGCGCAUACGUCGCGAGCGUCGCCAGGACGCUGAGCGACAGCUGCGCCAGUCUCGCAUGGGCACGGAACGACGAAUCCAGAUGAUGGCCCGCGAGCAGAACCGUGACAUCUCGGAGAAGGUCGCGCUCGGGUUGGCCAAGCCCACGCAGGCAUCCGAGUCCAUGUGGGACUCCCGGCUCUUCAACCAGACAAGUGGCAUGCACGCCGGGUUCAAUGAGGAUAAUCCCUACGACAAGCCGUUGUUUGCCGCGCAGGACGCGAUCAACAGCAUUUACCGGCCACGCGCUCAAUUGGACGUGGACGACGAGGAGGGAGCUGAGGGGGAGAUGAGUAAGAUCCAGAAAACCAAUCGCUUCGAAGUUCUGGGCAAGGCCAAAGAAGGUUUCCGGGGCGCAGCUGAGGCUGAGGCCCGUGACGGCCCCGUUCAAUUUGAGAAAGACACAACAGACCCCUUUGGCAUCGACAGCAUGAUCGCCGACGUGACCGGUGGAGCCGGACAGAAGCGCUACGGGAUCCAAGAAGUCGAGCGUGAGGAUCGGGGAUCGAAGCGCGCAAGAGUCGAUGAUUAA
Aspergillus thermomutatus is the source of this 1011-nucleotide messenger RNA. RefSeq names its product SKIP/SNW domain-containing protein (gene PRP45). Bases 1 to 1011 code for a protein of 336 amino acids. The record is from RefSeq and is a predicted model, not a curated record. Gene Ontology annotation, cellular component: spliceosomal complex. Lineage: Eukaryota; Fungi; Ascomycota; Eurotiomycetes; Eurotiales; Aspergillaceae. Gene Ontology annotation, biological process: mRNA splicing, via spliceosome. The transcript has 2 exons.